Molecule: messenger RNA, 1692 nt
Organism: Neurospora tetraspora
Lineage: Eukaryota; Fungi; Ascomycota; Sordariomycetes; Sordariales; Sordariaceae
Product: major facilitator superfamily domain-containing protein
Exons: 5
Coding region: 1-1692 (563 amino acids)
Biological process (GO): transmembrane transport
Cellular component (GO): membrane
Molecular function (GO): transmembrane transporter activity
Source: RefSeq, a predicted model, not a curated record
AUGGACCCAUCAGAAGACAACGACAACCCAACUGAACAAACAACCCUCCUCUCACGCUCCCCCUCCCCCUUCCCAAUUUCCCAGGAGGACCAGAAAAAACCUGCCUCGCAACUAUGGCCAACCCUCCUAACCGUCGCCUCCCUCGCCCUCCUCUUCAACAUGGGCCUACACAUCGCCACCGCCCCCUCGCUGGCCAUCCUCCAGGGCAUCAUUUGCAAGAAUUACUAUGAGCAGGGUAUUACUGAUUCUAUUGGGGUAGGAUUGGGAGGAGGAGGAAUGGAAGGGUUGCUGCUGCCACCGAAGACCAACUUUGAGGAUGAUGAUUGGUGUAAGAUUGGGCCGGUGCAGAGUCAAGUUGCCGAGGUGAGUGCUUGGAAGGAUGUUUUUGAGAUUUUGCCUGCCGUCGCUCUCGCCAUCCCCUGGGGUAUCUUAACCGACCGCAUCGGACGCAAAAAGGUCUUGCUCCUCGCCCUGUUCGGGAUGCUGUUAAAUGAAGCUUGGGUCAGACUCGUGUACUGGUUCUCCGACAUCUUCCCCGUCCGCGCCGUCUGGUUCGGCGGUCUCUUCCAAGCCAUCGGAGCGGGAAGUACCACCUUCACGAGCAUCGCUUACGUCUUGGUAGCGGAUGUUUGUCCUGCUGAGCAGCGAUCAACAGCCUUCGGCUACCUCCUCGCCUCCACCAUCGUCUCGCGCUUCGUUUUCGUCCCCAUCGGCGGCGCUCUUAUUUCUGUCGAUCCCUGGCUCGCCAUGUGGCUCGGUUUUCUGGUUCAAGUGAUUGGGUUCAUCGUUGCUGCUUUCUUCGUCCAGGAAACCCUUCCACCGCCCGCUUCCGAUUCCGACCCUUCUUCUCCUUCUCAGUCAGAGCCUUUCACCGCAGACAGUUUCACCACCGAGUCGGUCACGAAGCCCAAGACAGUCAAGCAGCAUGUUGAACACUACCUGGAAAAGGUCAAAGAGGCGGGGGCCUGGACACUUCAGAACCCGAAAAUUGUUCUGCUGUUGCUGUGCUUUUGGUUGUACAUGAUGGGCGAACAGGCGGAGAUGUUGUUGAUGAUUCAGUACGCUAGUAAGCGGUUGGGGUGGUCUUUUGGGAAGGCCUCCCUCCUCCCCUCCCUCGGCGCCCUAACAAACCUCCUCACCCUAACCACCCUCCUCCCCUAUUUAUCCAUCCUCUUCUCCCAUUCCUCCCCCUCCUCCCGCUUCCGCAUCAUGUCCGAACCAGCCAAAGACUACCUCCUCGCCCAAAUCCUCGCCACCCUCCUCACCCUCGGCUGCCUGUUGAUCGCCCUCCCCCUUCCCCAUUUCGGCUUCCUAACUUCCGGCGAGGUGUUGUACUCCGCCGGCGCUGCACUCUCCGUCCCCCUACGGAGCUUGAUAACGAAUCUGGUGGAUGCGAGGCAUCGCGGGACGCUGUAUACGGUUAUUAGUGUUGUAACUUAUGGGGCUACGAGCGUGGGGAGGCCGGUUGCUGCUGGGUUGUUUAGUGUUGGAUUGAAGAUGGGGGAUGGGAUGCAGUGGAUGGGGAUGCCGUUUGCGGUGGCGGGGGUGAUGUUUGCGGUGUGCUUGGGGGUGGUUAGUUUUUCGGCGUUGGGGAGGGGGGAGGGGAGGGAGACUACGGUGGGAGAGGAAGAGGGGGCUCAGGGGGUGGAAGGGGAGAGGGUUGAAGUUGAGGGGGAGAGGUAUAGGGAUUGA